UUAGGUUUUCUGAAGGUCAACAAUGAAAAACAGAACCAUGUUUGGUGAGUUUAUUCUACUGGGCCUUACAAAUCAACCUGAACUCCAAGUGAUGAUAUUCAUCUUUCUGUUCCUCACCUACAUGCUAAGUGUCCUAGGAAAUCUGACUAUUAUCACCCUCACCUUACUAGACCCCCACCUCCAGACCCCCAUGUAUUUCUUCCUCCGGAAUUUCUCCUUCUUAGAAAUUUCCUUCACAUCCAUUUUUAUUCCCAGAUUUCUGACCAGCAUGACAACAGGAAAUAAAGUUAUCAGCUUUGCUGGCUGCUUGACUCAGUAUUUUUUUGCUAUAUUUCUUGGAGCUACUGAGUUUUACCUCCUGGCCUCCAUGUCUUAUGAUCGUUACGUGGCCAUCUGCAAACCCUUGCAUUACCUGACUAUUAUGAGCAGCGGAGUCUGCAUACAACUAGUGUUCUGCUCCUGGUUGGGGGGAUUCCUAGCAAUCUUACCACCAAUCAUCCUGAUGAGCCAGGUAGAUUUCUGUGUCUCCAACAUUCUGAAUCACUAUUACUGUGACUAUGGACCUCUCAUGGAGCUUGCCUGCUCAGACACAAGCCUCUUAGAACUGAUGGUCAUCCUCUUGGCUGUUGUGACUCUCGUGGUUACUCUGGUGCUGGUGACACUUUCUUACACAUACAUUAUCAGGACUAUUCUGAGGAUCCCUUCUGCCCAGCAAAGGACAAAGGCCUUUUCCACUUGUUCCUCCCACAUGAUUGUCAUCUCGCUCUCUUAUGGCAGCUGCAUGUUUAUGUACAUUAAUCCUUCUGCAAAAGAAGGAGGUGCUUUCAACAAAGGAAUAGCUGUACUCAUUACUUCGGUUACUCCCUUGUUGAAUCCCUUCAUAUAUACUUUAAGAAAUCAGCAAGUGAAACAAGCUUUCAAGGACUCAGUCAAAAAGAUCGUGAAACUUUAAAAAAGGAGAUUACACUUCAAAAUACAUUUUCACUUAACAAAUAUGCAUUGAACGUCUAUAUUUCAAGUGCUAAAUUGGCCCU
Messenger RNA from Nomascus leucogenys (northern white-cheeked gibbon), 1034 nucleotides. RefSeq names its product olfactory receptor 6C4. Gene Ontology annotation, molecular function: G protein-coupled receptor activity; olfactory receptor activity. Gene Ontology annotation, cellular component: membrane. The record is from RefSeq and is a predicted model, not a curated record. Gene Ontology annotation, biological process: G protein-coupled receptor signaling pathway. Lineage: Eukaryota; Metazoa; Chordata; Mammalia; Primates; Hylobatidae.